Haemonchus placei is the source of this 774-nucleotide messenger RNA. Lineage: Eukaryota; Metazoa; Nematoda; Chromadorea; Rhabditida; Trichostrongylidae. The record is from the annotation of a GenBank genome assembly.
AUGUCGAAAUCGGAAUCGGCGUCCGAAUAUGAGAUUCAGUACCGUUCGACGAUUCAGCCGAGGACGGCCGUCCGUUCACAGUCCCGCCAAAGUGGCAACUAUGUGUCCGGCGGUACUGGCGGAGGUGGCGGAGGCAGAGUGCUCAAGAUGGUGACCGAGAUGGGUUCGGCCACAAUUGGUGGAAUCUCGCCGGCUUUGUCAGCUAAUGCUGCUAAAUCCUUUCUCGAAGCCACCGACAAGGAAAAGAAAGAGCUUCAGGGUUUGAACGAUCGUCUUGGUAACUACAUCGAUCGAGUGAAACGCUUAGAAGAACAGAAUAGAAAAUUGGUCGCCGAUCUGGACGAGUUGCGUGGAAAGUGGGGAAAGGACACCUCGGAAAUCAAGAUUAAAUACUCCACAUCGCUAUCGACUGCUCGUAAAGACAUCGACGACUCUGCCAGAAGAAAGGCCGAGAUCGACGUCAAAGUGGCUCGUCUUCGCGACGACCUAGCCGAGUACAGAAACCGAUAUGAGGACAUCCAGCACCGAAGAGAAGCGGAUCGAGAGAAAAUCGCUCAGUGGACGAAUGCGAUCGCUGAUGCGGAAAAUGAGCUCGAGAUGCUUCGUGCUAGAUGGAAGCAGCUUACUGAUGAGGAGAAACGUUUGAACAAUGACAAUGCACGAAUCUGGGAGGAUCUUCAAAAAGCCAGAAAUGAUCUCGAUGAGGAGACUAUUGGCCGUAUUGAUUUCCAAAACCAAGUACAAACAUUGAUGGAGGAACUCGAAUUCCUUCGC